AUGGAUGAAGAAUUAAAAAAAGUUAAACAAUUGAAAGCUAAAGAAGCGACAGCAGUUAAAACAACACUUCCUUGGCGUCUUAGAAUAUUUGAGAAAUUCCCAACAAGACCGCAAAUGGUUCAUUUAAAGAAAGUAGUUAAUGAAUUUAAUACUCCAAAAGUUAGAGAUUCUUUUACUAAUCAAUUUGUUUGGAGUGAAAAAGGCGAACAAUCAAAACUUGCUAUUUCAACUGUAAAAUUACUUACACAUUUAGAAAAUAAAGCGCAAACAAGAAUGUUAUCUAAAUUUGCUGCUAAAAGCCGUUCAUCUUCUAAAAAGCCUCAAGACAGUUGCCUUUACAAGAGAUAUGUAGGGCAUUGUUCAAUGCGGUCUCUUUUGAAAAAUUUAGUGAAAGAUGCUUCAAAGGAAGGGCAGUCUCAAAUAGGUGGUAUGGGACUUGGCCCCUCUGGCACAAAAGCAAGAGGAAAGUCAAUGAGUUUUUUCGAACAAAUACUUACUGAGAAUGGAGAUAUUAAUCGAGAACAUGUUGGACAAACAAAACAAGCAAAUACAUUCUCUGGGGCGACAGCAACGGCAACUACAACAAUGACAACGUCAACACGACGAGAUUUGAAACAAGGGCAAUUUGAUAUACGUGCAUUACAACAUAAACAACAAAUGGCAGAAAUUACUCGUAAUCGGAUUGAAGAGGAAAUGCGAGAAAAUCACCCUUACUUUGACCGCCCAUUAUUUAUUAUUGCCCGAGAUUCCAAAUUAAGACGUUAUUGCCAUCGUAUAGUCCAUGCACGUUGGGGAGGGGAUGGAUCCAUUGGUUUAGGAGAUACAAUGAAUGGUGGUUCUAGAACAGCAAAUGCUGGUGGUGGAACUAAAAGGAAUAAUCAAAUACAUGAAUUGUUGGGAUUGAUGCCUUAUUUGGAUUGGACAAUGGUGUUGAUUACAUUAAUCUCCUGUGGUUCUAUGCUUUUCGAAAAUCCCUGGCCAACUACUGGCGAAAAUUUAGUUAUGUUUAACUUUUAUUUGCAGAUUCCUGAUUAUUUAUUUGUUUUGGCAAUGACUUUGGAAUUAAUUGCCAAAAUGAUUGCAGAUGGUCUCUUUUUUACUCCAAAUGCUUUAAUUAAUGAUUUUGGGGGUGUAAUGACUGUUUUUAUUUAUUUGACGAGCUUAACAUUUUUAAUUUUAAUGCCAAAACAUGUUGAGAUUAACUCUUUGGAGCAAUUUUUAAUGAUUUGUCGAGCAAUGCGUCCUUUAAGGAUUUAUACUUUAGUGCCGCAUAUUAGGCGUGUUGUGUUGGAAUUAUUUCGCGGAUUUAAAGAAAUAUUACUUGUAACAAUUUUAAUGAUUGUUGUAAUGUUUAUUUUUGCUUCUUUUGGUGUCCAAACUGUUGGAGGUAAAUUAGCUGCAUGUAAUGAUUUAACUAUUAAACAUCGAAAUGAAUGCCAUGGUGUUUUUUGGCAAAAAGUUUUUGUAACAAGAUUAGAAAUUUACGGGAAAAAUAAUGAUACAAUGCAUCCAAAAGUGUUGGUACCUCGUGUUUGGACGAAUCCCCGAAAUUUUAAUUUUGAUCAUAUUGGAGCUGCAAUGUUAGCUUUAUUCGAAACACUCUCAUACAAAGGAUGGAAUGUUAUUAGGGAUAUUCUUUGGGCACGUCAAGGACCUUGGGCUGUUGUAUUUAUUCACAUUUAUGUAUUUAUUGGUUGUAUGAUUGGACUUACAUUAUUUGUUGGGGUUGUAAUUGCUAAUUAUACUGAAAAUCGAGGAACUGCUCUACUUACAGUUGACCAACGUCGAUGGCAUGAUUUAAAAGCUCGUUUAAAAAUGGCCCAACCUCUUCAUAUUCCCCCAAAACCCUCAGAAUCAGCAAUAUUUCGACGAAGUAUUUACGAAUUAACAAUGAGUAGAUUUUUUAACCAAUUAUUUGCUGCUUUGGUUGUUUUAAAUUCUGCAACUUUAAUUUUCCCGUGGAAUGUUGAAGAGGAAGAAAUGAAGAAUGAAGUUCUUUUUAUUGUUACUGUGAUAUCGGCAGCUUUAAAUUUACUUUUUGCUGUAGAGGUUCUACUCAAAAUGUUUGCCUUUACUGUAACAGGAUUUUGGCAAAGUCGACGUAACCGGCUUGACCUUUUAAUUACAGGGAUGGGUUUAUUUUGGAUAAGUACUCAUUUCUUUGUUGCACUUCCAGCUAGUGCUGUAGGUGGUGAAAGUAGACUUAAACGUUUUACUUAUACUUUUGGAUAUAUUGUUGUUAUUUUACGUUUCUUUACUAUUGCUGGUAGAAACAACACAUUAAAGAUGUUAAUGUUAACCGUUGUAAUGUCAAUGUUUCGAUCAUUCUUUAUCAUCAUGGCAAUGGUUUUACUUGUUCUCUUUUAUGCUUAUACGGGUGUUAUUCUUUUUGGGAUGGUCAAAUAUGGACAGGCUACACGUCAAUUUUCGUUCUGGGUCAGAAGCUCUUGUUGUAUUAUUUCGAAGUGUUACUGGAGAAGAUUGGAAUGAUAU
This is a messenger RNA of Meloidogyne enterolobii, 2493 nucleotides long. Lineage: Eukaryota; Metazoa; Nematoda; Chromadorea; Rhabditida; Meloidogynidae. The record is from the annotation of a GenBank genome assembly.